GGGGCGCUGACGUAGAGGCCGCUCGGCGGCCGGGGGUCCCUUCGGUGGGGCCGCGGCUCUCCGCCCGCCGCCCCCGCGCGUCCAUUCCCUUUUGUGUCCCGCGCGCGGCCCGUCCCCCGCGCACACUCGCGCCCUGCGCCCCGCGGGCCGGCGGGCGGCUCCCGGCGCGGCCCUGCACCGCGCGCCCCGCUUUGUGUGGACGCGCCAGCCGGGUGCGCGCGGGCUGUAGUGCGCCCCCGGCCCCGUCCCCGGCCCCGUCCCCGGCCCCGGCCCCCGCCCGGCCCGGCCCGCCCGGCCCGACCCGGGGAGCGCAGCGCGGGCCGAGGGGCGGGCGGGCGGCGCGGCGAACAUGGCGACGGUGCCCGUGUACUGCGUCUGCCGGCUCCCCUACGAUGUUACCCGCUUCAUGAUCGAGUGCGACGCCUGCAAGGACUGGUUCCACGGCAGCUGUGUUGGAGUGGAAGAGGAGGAGGCCCCAGACAUCGACAUAUACCACUGCCCAAACUGUGAGAAAACCCAUGGGAAGUCCACCCUGAAAAAGAAGCGAACCUGGCACAAACAUGGCCCGGGGCAGACUCCCGAAGUGAAGCCCGUGCAGAAUGGCAGCCAGCUCUUCAUCAAGGAGUUGCGGAGUCGGACCUUUCCCAGCGCGGAAGACGUGGUGGCCCGCGUGACGGGCAACCAGCUCACGCUGGGCUACAUGGAAGAGCAUGGCUUCACCGAGCCCAUCCUUGUCCCCAAGAAAGAUGGGCUGGGCCUGGCGGUCCCAGCCCCCACCUUCUAUGUCAGCGACGUCGAGAACUACGUGGGCCCAGAGCGGAGUGUGGACGUGACAGACGUCACCAAGCAGAAGGACUGCAAGAUGAAACUGAAGGAGUUUGUGGACUAUUACUACAGCACCAACCGCAAGCGGGUCCUUAACCUUACCAACCUUGAGUUCUCUGACACCAGAAUGUCCAGCUUUGUGGAGCCUCCUGACAUCGUAAAGAAACUGUCCUGGGUAGAAAACUACUGGCCUGACGACGCACUGUUGGCCAAGCCCAAGGUGACCAAGUACUGCCUGAUCUGUGUGAAGGACAGCUACACUGACUUUCACAUCGACUCCGGGGGUGCCUCUGCAUGGUACCACGUGCUCAAGGGGGAGAAGAUCUUCUAUCUCAUCAAGCCAGCUUCGGCCAACAUCUCCCUGUAUGAGCGCUGGCAGUCGGCCUCAAACCACAGUGAGAUGUUCUUUGCUGACCAGGUGGACAAAUGCUACAAGUGCACCCUCAAGCAGGGCCAGACGCUCUUCAUCCCCUCGGGCUGGAUUUAUGCCACACUUACACCCGUGGACUGCCUGGCCUUCGCGGGACAUUUUCUGCACAGCCUGAGCGUGGAGAUGCAGAUGAGAGCAUACGAAGUGGAAAGAAGGUUGAAACUGGGCAGCCUGACUCAGUUUCCCAACUUCGAAACUGCCUGCUGGUACAUGGGGAAGCACCUGCUGGAGGCGUUCAAAAGUUCUCACAAGUCUGGGAAGCAGCUGCCCCCUCAUUUAGUCCAAGGAGCUAAAAUUCUCAAUGGUGCUUUCAGAUCAUGGACGAAAAAGCAGGCUUUGGCGGAGCAUGAAGAUGAGCUACCAGAGCACUUCAAACCGUCGCAGCUCAUCAAAGACCUUGCCAAAGAGAUCCGGCUCAGUGAGAAUGCCUCCAAGGCCUCCCGACCUGAAGUAACUGCGGCCGUCUCCUCGGACGAGGUCUGUUUUGGGGACCGAGAAAAGGAGGAGCCCCCAUCCCCCAUUGAGGCCAGCCCUCCUCGGUCCUUCCUGGAGAAAGUGUCCAAAAAAAAGACUCCCAAAACCGUGAAGAUGCCCAAGCCGUCCAAAGUUCCCAAGCCCCCAAAGCCCCCCAAGCCUCCCAAAUCCCUGAAGCUCAAGGACGGGGGCAAGAAGAAGGGGAAGAAGUGCAGGGGCUCGGCUUCACCCACCAUCCCCAACCUGGACCUGCUGGAGGCCCACACCAAGGAGGCACUGACCAAGAUUGAGCCUCCUAAGAAGGGCAAGGCUGCAAAGAAUGUCCUGAGUGUGCCCAACAAGGAGGUUAUCAGCACGCAGAACGACGUGGAGAGGUUGGAAAUCCGAGAGCAGACUAAGAGCAAGUCGGAGGCCAAGUGGAAGUACAAGAACAGCAAACCCGACUCCUUACUGAAGAUGGAGGAAGAGCAGAAGUUGGAGAAGUCUCCUCUGUCAGGGAACAAGGACAACAAGUUCUCAUUUUCCUUCUCCAACAAGAAACUGCUAGGCUCCAAGGCCCUCAAGCCACAGCCAGGCCCAGGGGUGUUUGGAGCCUUGCAGAACUUCAAGGAGGACAAGCCCCAGCCAGUGCGGGAUGAGUAUGAGUACGUGUCGGAUGACGGGGAGCUCAAGAUUGACGAAUUUCCUAUUAGGAGGAAGAAAAAUGCUCCGAAGAGGGACUUGUCCUUCCUACUGGACAAGAAGGAGCCGCUGCCCACGCCCAUUACGAAGCCAAAGCUGGACUCGGCUCUCUACAAGAGUGAUGACUCCUCUGAUGAGGGUUCGCUGCACAUAGACACGGACACUAAGCCCGCCCGCAAUGCCAAAGUGAAGAAGGAUGGUGGGGGAUCGGCUGCGGGCAUCUUGGACCUGCUGCAGGCCAGCGAGGAGGUCGGCGCGCUCGAGUACAACCCCAACAGCCAGCCCCCCGCCUCCCCCAGCACACAGGAAGCCAUUCAGGGAAUGCUGUCCAUGGCCAACCUGCAGGCCUCCGACUCCUGCCUGCAGACCACAUGGGGUGCUGGCCAGGCCAAGGGCAGCUCGCUGGCGGCCCAUGGCACCCGGAAGAACGGGGCUGGCAGUAAGAGCGCAGGCAAGCGGCUGCUGAAGAGGGCGGCCAAGAACAGUGUGGACCUGGAUGAUUACGAGGAGGAGCAGGACCACCUGGACGCCUGCUUCAAGGACUCGGACUACGUUUACCCCUCCCUGGAGUCGGAUGAGGACAGUCCUGUUUUCAAGUCCCGUUCCAAGAAGAGGAAAGGCUCGGAUGAUGCUCCCUACAGCCCGACAGCGAGGGUCGGCCCGUCGGUGCCAAGGCAGGACAGGCCUGUGCGCGAGGGGACCAGAGUGGCCUCCAUUGAGACCGGGCUGGCAGCUGCCGCAGCCAAACUGUCCCAGCAGGAGGAGCAGAAAAGCAAAAAGAAAAAGAACACCAAAAGGAAGCUGGCUCCCAACACCACCUCCCCUUCCGCCUCUGCCUCUGCCGGCACCACCUCGGCCUCCACCACCUCGGCCUCCACCACCUCGGCCUCCACCACCUCGGCCUCUACCACCCCGGCCUCCACCACCCCGGCCUCCACCAGCACGGCCAGCAGCCAGGCCUCACAGGAGGGCAGCUCACCUGAGCCCCCACCAGAGUCCCACAGCAGCAGCCUGGUUGACCACGAGUACACGGCAGCCGGCGCCUUUGCUGGGGCCCAAGCCGGCCGUGCCUCUCAGCCCAUGGCCCCUGGGGUCUUCCUCACCACGAGGAGGCCCUCCUCGUCAUCCCCCAACAACACCGCUGCCAAAGGAAAGCGUACAAAAAAGGGCAUGGCCACUGCCAAACAGAGGCUUGGGAAAAUUUUGAAAAUUCAUCGGAAUGGAAAACUGCUCCUUUAAAGUUUGGAAAGCCAGGAUCCUUCUGCUCCGCUCAGGACCCUUGGAGCCCUGCUAAAACAUCAGCCCCCAGGAGGGUGGCCUUGCUGCCUCACCCCAGGGAGGGCCUGGCCUCUUCCCGGCAACCACCCCCCUCACAUGAGCAUCUGUUGCUUCAGCGGGCGGAGCUCGCCAAUACGGACAGACGUCCUUUCUCAAGUUGCUUAGAGUGACCAGUUCCCGAAACGUGGCCCUGCCAGUUUGAGGACCAUUCCAGUUUCAGGACAGCCUCCAGGCAUCCCCGAGCAUGGGUGUGAUUGCAGGGCCUUUGCAGCUCUGCUGGGAGCAUGAGUCCUUCAAGGAAGGAGGAGUGAGCCAAUGCUCACCAGGCCCAGAGUCUGAGCUGGCCACAGGCUGGUAGCCUCCAGAGGCUUUAAAAAAGGCAAAGAACACUAGAGAGGAAGAGGAGGAGAGAUCGGGGUGUGUAUGUGCCCCCCUUCUCUUCCCAAGUGAUUCUCAGACAAGUCCAGAGACUGUUGGGCCCAGCCAGGAGAGGAGCCUCUGUGCUCCCCGGCUGGUGGGUGGUGGGCCGGAUGGUGGGUGUUGCACCCUGAAUGCCUGGGGCAUUUCUCAGGGCUGGCUGGGGCCAUCAGCAGGGUCAGUGUGUCAGUGUUGGGGGGGGAAGCCAUCAUGGGGUCCCCAGGGAAGGGUUCAGGCCCAGACACAGUGUGGGGCCCAGGGGGCCCAGGCUAAGCCACAUGGGUGGUCCCCGUCCAGCCUGACCAUCUAUACUCCGAGAAGCACUUCCCAGCCAAGGCACCCUGCCAUAUGCCUGGUGGGGCAGAUGGUGGCCGGGUGGCCCGAGGACUUGGGGGCCAGGCACUUCUGUCUUGUCACCUGUUAACGUUUGGUGUCGAGUGCAUGGGUGGCUCCUGGACCACGUGUCUGCCCAUCGACACGGAGGGGCUGGAUUUGUUUCUCAGGCAAUCCUGUAUUUUAAUUUUAGAUGUAUUUCCUGAAGCAUAUUUUUCAUAGAAUGUAGCGUGUAAAUAGCUUUUUAAAUAACUUCUUUUUUAUAAGAGUAAAAGUAUCUUUAGGAAUUUCUUUCUAUAGAGUCCUUCAUUAACAUUUAUACGAGUUUUUUGCCGAGUAUGAUGAACAGUUGGGUUUCCGAUGCUCUUCCUUUUCCUUCUUUCUUUGUAUUAUUAUGGUUAUUAUUAUUAUUUUUUCUUUUAGGAACUAAGGUAUUGCCUGAAAAACAAGUGAUGUCUUUGCAGCCUUAUAUCUGUCUUUACAGAAGCAAACAGUACACAAAAGAUCUAUUUCAGACACAUUUGAAGAGGAAUCUUCAACUUGAAUACCAGCUCUUUCUUUCCUUCUUGUUGAUGAAGGGGGUGGGGGUACAGUUAUUUUACUAGCACCUUGUGAAGUGUUUCUGUGUUUUGUGAUGCUGUAAUUUAUUAAUGUUUGUAGCUUUUUAUAUUUGUACAUUUCUUAUGAGCUUUGUUUAUAUGCCCAUCCCUGGGUGUUCUGUCCAUGAGGAGAGGCAGCUUUGCGUGGGCCUUGCCACCCUUGCUCAUCCUGUUUGGGGGAUGCAGCCCCGGGACCCAGAGGCUGGGAGGGGUGAGCCUCAUGGGGCCCUGACUAUUCCGACCCGGCGUUUUGAAGGUUUCCUUUCCUGUCCUUGUUGAACAUUUAUAUAAUCUAACCCGGCCAUCAAGCUGUUCUCUCUCUUCCUCUCUCUCUCUCUUUUAUUUUUUUAAUUUUAUUAUUAUUAUUUUGGCAACAUGUACAUUUCUAACAAAGUUUAUUGUGGCUAUUAAAGUGUUUUAUUUCCCAAUUCAUAUUACUCUUGUAUCGAGUCCAUGAGGUCUAAGGUAACUUAGAUCAAAGUUUUAAAAGAGUAAAAAUAUUUCAGGUUUUGUACAGAA
Molecule: messenger RNA, 5556 nt
Organism: Delphinapterus leucas (beluga whale)
Lineage: Eukaryota; Metazoa; Chordata; Mammalia; Artiodactyla; Monodontidae
Gene: PHF2
Product: PHD finger protein 2
Source: RefSeq, a predicted model, not a curated record